Messenger RNA from Lytechinus variegatus (green sea urchin), 4064 nucleotides. It is a transcript of the gene sf3a3, whose product is annotated as splicing factor 3A subunit 3-like. The record is from RefSeq and is a predicted model, not a curated record. Gene Ontology annotation, cellular component: spliceosomal complex; nucleus. The transcript has 15 exons. Gene Ontology annotation, biological process: mRNA splicing, via spliceosome. Gene Ontology annotation, molecular function: RNA binding; zinc ion binding. Lineage: Eukaryota; Metazoa; Echinodermata; Echinoidea; Temnopleuroida; Toxopneustidae. Bases 103 to 1614 code for a protein of 503 amino acids.
UGAAUGAAAUUGUCGAUUAAUUCAGCCCAUUGAGCGUAGCGUUGGUUUCUCAACGUGUUGAAAUCGAAAUAAUUUUCCCGGAAUUUUGCAAUUCUAGGGAUCAUGGAAACCAUUUUAGAACAACAGAGAAGGAUACAUGAGGAAAAGGAGAGAGUAGUUGAUGCAUUGGUGAAAGAAACUCUUCAUAAAAAGACAAAUAACCGUGAGCAGAUAAAUUCAGACUUUCGAGCAAAGCAACUACUUGAUCGCUUUGUAGAGGGGGCUAACACACUAAGGGAGCUAUAUGAAGACAGAGAUGGGUUACGUAAGGAGGAGAUCCAAGCAUUAUCAGGUCCUAAUGAGUUUGCUGAGUUCUAUACAAGGUUAAAGGUCAUCAAAGAUUUCCAUAGGAAACAUCCUAAUGAGGUUUCUGUGCCUAUGUCGAUUGAGUUUGACCAACUGAGAGAAGAGAGAGAGAACCCAGCAGAGGAGAAUCAAUCAUUGGUUCCAUUCAAAGAUGAGGAAGGAUAUGGGAAGUACAUGGAUCUUCAUGAAUGUUACGACAAGUAUAUCAAUCUCAAGGGCACAGAGAAAGUAGACUAUGUGACCUACCUUUCCAUUGCUGAUCGGCUCUUUGAAAUAUCAAAGGAUAAGAAGAAUGCAGAAUAUAGAAGGUACCUGGACCUAAUACUAAGUUAUCUGCAGGACUAUGCGUCAAGGGUCAAGCCAAUCCUGGACUUUGCAGAGGAACUAGAUAAGGUCAAGAAAGAGUUUGAUAUUCAAUGGGAAGCAGGGACUUUCCCUGGCUGGCCGAAAGAAGCAGCGAGUGCUAUGACCCAUGCUGGUGCUCAUCUUGACCUGUCUGCCUUCUCAUCACCAGAGGAGUUGGCCUCGCUUGGUCUUGAUCGUCUAAAGUCAGCCCUGAUGGCACUAGGACUGAAAUGUGGUGGGACCCUGGAACAACGAGCCCAGCGUCUCUUCACUACCAAGGGGGUCCAGCUUAAUGAACUAGACCAGGCCUUGUUUGCUAAGAGUAAACCAGGAAAAGGAACUAAAGCUGGCAAGAAGGAUGCCGAGAAACAGAAAGAUACAGCUUUCUUAGAAGCACAAGCGUAUUACUUCUUUGAACUUCUUGGGGAGCAACGGCAAGCAACGAGAGAGAAUGUUCAGAGGAAACAAGCACGGACUGGAACAGAACGAGAGGAUGAAGAUGAAGAACACUUCUCAGAUAGUGAUAGUGAUGAUGAAGAAGAAGUCAUCUAUAAUCCAAAGAACCUUCCACUCGGAUGGGAUGGAAAGCCUAUUCCAUAUUGGUUAUACAAACUCCAUGGGUUGAAUAUAUCAUACAGCUGUGAGAUUUGUGGAAACCAAACAUACAGAGGACCCAAGGCAUUUCAGAGACACUUUGCAGAAUGGCGUCAUGCCCAUGGUAUGAGAUGUCUUGGUAUUCCAAACACAGCUCACUUUGCCAAUGUCACUCACAUUGAAGAUGCCCUUGCAUUAUGGGAAAAACUGAAGAAUAACAAGGCGUCAGAGAGGUGGCUUCCCGAAGCAGAGGAGGAGUUUGAAGACACCAUAGGAAAUGUUGUGAACAAGAAAACCUUUGAAGAUCUUAAGAGACAGGGUUUACUUUGAAGCUUUGGAGACACCAUCUUGGAAAGAUUAGACUCUCCUCCUUGUUUCUUGAGUCAGAUUUGAUUAAGUGAAUUUCUCCAUUGGGCAAAAGAGGGUUUGGUUCAUUCGCCUCUUGGUCUACACCCAUUUGGUCUUCUUUCUCUUUGGUCUAAUCAGCUAUAGUCUAAUCCUAGUUCAUCUGAAAAUAGUUCUUCUGAAAAUAGUUCAUCUAGUAACCAUUUUGUCAAGUCUCUAGUUAGGCUAAACCCAAGUUAUCUAAUAUCCAUGUUGUCGAACACCACUUGGUUUAUAUGAUUACAUAAACUAUUAGUGAAUCCAUUUAACAAAGUGCAAAAUAGUCAUUUGAUGAUGAUGAAAUUAGACCAUCUGGGUGUUAGAUUAAAGAGAAUUAGACUAAAUGGGUAAUAGACCAAAUGUAGUGUAGACCAGACCAAAUGAUAGUGAAUGAGAUGGGUUUAGUCUAUGUGAUAUAAGACUAUCUGAGAAGUAGACUUACUGAAUAUAAACCAAAUCCAAAUCAGACAUGCAUUGUUCAGACCUGCUCUUUAUUUGAGUUGUGCUCAAAGUCAACUCCUGCAAUGAGCCACUUGUGUGCAGAAUUGUGUUACACACAAUAAGAAUAUAAUGAAAUGCAAGUCCUAAAUUUGCACUUCUGAUUAUUUUUUUAAGUCAAAGCUGCUUCUUUCCCUCACUGAUUCUCAAACUUAUGUGACCAAAAAGACAUGUAAAUUAGACACAAAUCCAACUAUCAAACCAAUCAGACAUCCACCAUUGGGACCUGCGCUUGAUUUUUUAGUUGCGUUCAAAAGCAACUCUUUUUGCAAUAGGCUACAGGGUCAGUUGUGUGCAGAAUUUGCUUUUCUGGUUAAGUGAAACUCAAGUGAUAAAUUUUGAACAAAGUCAAAGCUGGAAUCCUGCAAGCAUCUCACCCUCACUGAUCCUCAAACUUAAGUGACCAGAUAGAGUUGUGUUUAAACAUAAAGAAAUCAUGCCCAAGUCCCUACUAUGUAGUCAAGUUGUGUUUUAUUCCAGUUCUUUGUAAGACAGGCUCUGGUUCUUGGAUGCCAAAUCAGAUUCUCAAUGAGUUUGAUUUCUAUCAAUCUAAAACAAGGGGUCUGUUUCACUUAGUACUACCAUUGAAACCUUGCUUGUUAUGAUUCAUGGCAAUCUUACUAUAGUUUUAUGAAACAGACCCAUUAUUAAUUCUUCCUGUUAACAAGCUUGUCAAUACAAAGUCUACAGUUUGUCAAAAUGUCAUUGGAGUUAAGAAAAAAAUUUUGAAGAAUUAAAACAUUAAAAUAGGAGGUGUCAUUAAGCACGAGAACAGGAGGGUGUUUCACAAAGAUUUAAGCAUGACUUACAGUCGCACUUAAAUUUAUAGUUGCGUGUGGUAUAACACGCAUCACCACAUUGUUCAGAUCAAGGUCAGAGGACAGGUACUACUGUGUCAUCAUCAAUGAGGUGACAUGUUAGAUACGGAGUGAGCAUGCAUAAAGUUGUGCAUGAUUAAGUCAUGCAUAACAUACAAACAGCUUUGUGAGACACCACCCAUGUCCCUGGGACUGGUACACAAAUAAUCAUAUCUGUGUUGCAUUUUGGUCAAGUGAUCAACCAGUAAGAUAAAUGCCCAAAUUUCACUGUAUUCAUGGUAGCUUGCACCUCAAUAUGUCAUUAAUCUGUUUGAUAUCACUAGGUAUCAUUGUAUUUAAAGUGUAUAUAUGUACAGUGAUUUGUGUAUAUAAUUUAUUAAUCACAUUCGUCAAGAUAGAAAAUAUGCUCAAAACAUUCAUGUGUAGUGCACAUUUUUGUCAGGAAUAUUCCUUCCCCUUUUUUGUCAAAUGUUCUUGAUGAUUAUGUUUUUCUUUGAAUUUGUCAUAUUGCUUUGAUGAUAUUGGUUAAUGUCUAUUUUGUAAACCCUUAGAAGAAGAUGAAAUUUGAUUACCAUUAUUGUGGGGUAAAUGGAUGAGUUUUCAUGGCAUCACAUAUGUGACCAAAUUUAGAUUCUCAUAAGUUAUAAAUUGUUGAAACUUUUUUUCAGUUUCUUACUGUUUGUCCAAAUUUGUUCGGACUUUCUCCAAUGUAUUAAUCUGAUUUUCAAUUCAAACAACUUUCCACUUGAGUUUGAUUCACUUCUUUGGAGAUAAAAUCAAGACCAGGGGCCCAUAACACAAAGCUUAGCAAUGAUUGUAGAACAUUUUUCUGCGAUUGAUUCCAGUGACUACAAUGUACAAUCAAUCUUAAAAAUCAAGCAUAUUAUCAAUCGCUAGCCUUUGUAUUACGGGACCCUGGUUGAGAUUUAUUGAUUAAUCAUAUUUGUUUCAAUGAUGGGCCUUGAUCAUGAUUUCCCUGAUUUUACAUGACAGGAUAUAUUUUCUUUCUUGUACAUUCAUUUUGUCCCUUUUUUUUACAUGUGAGUUGAAUGAUGGAUUAAUAAAGAAUUUUACACAGUA